AUGGAGGAAGCUGAAAGUAGUGGCGUUGGGGACAUUGGCAAGCAAGGGGUUUCAGCAGGCCAAAGGGCAGGCCGUUCGCGACAGACGCUGGGAAGGGUUUGGGUUCGCCGUGAGCGACCUGCCUGCUCAGCGCGGCCGCUUCUAACGCCUCCUUUUCCCCGCAGGAUGAACGCGGCGGCGGCGCGCGCCCUCGCCCCCGACUACGAGCUGGGCGGCGGCGAGAGCGGCGGCGCCCCUGCGGUGCCCGCGCCCGCCGUGCCGCCCGCCCCUGCGCCCACCGUGCCUUCGCUGGCGCCCUCGCUCAACGCCGCCUUCCCUGCCUCCUCCUUCCACGCCGUCAACGUCCUCCUGCACGCCGCCGUCACCGCCGCCUUCGUGGGCGUGCUGCAGUGCGUCGGCGUGGGGCCGUGGGCGUGCCUAGGCGCCGGCUCGCUCUUCGCCGCCCACCCCGUGCACGUCGAGGCCGUCGCGGGCGUGGUGGGGCGCGCGGAGCUGCUGGCCGCCCUCGCCUUCUGCCUGGCCCUCGCCGCCUACACCAAGUACCUCCGCGGGCGUGCGACGGGGCGGGCGUGGGCGCGGCGGGCGGGCGGCGCCUGCGCCCACGGGUGCCUGCGGGCGGAAGAGAGCCUGGCGGCGCACAAAGCGCUCAGCUGUUCGUCCGGCUUCUCGUGGGGCGCCGGAGAGUCCUGGUGCCAGCUGCAGCUGCCGGCGUGGGCGUGGCUGGCCCUCAGCGUGGGCGGCGCCGGAGUGGCCAUGGCGUGCAAGGAGCAGGGCGUGACGGCGCUUGGCGUCGGCCUCCUGCUGCACGCUGCCGCCGUGGUCUCGGGGACGCCCAGGAACAAGUCUCUAGUGCACGCCCUCAUCCGCGAGCUGUGGCCGGGCUGUGUGGGCUCGGCCAUGCUGCUGUGGGCGCGUGUGAGCCUGGCGCCCCACACGCCCUCAUUCACGCCCGCGGACAACCCGGCCGCCCACGCGCCGUCGCUGCUGACGCGCACGCUGAGCAUCGCGCGAGGGUGGGCGGUGCACGGGCGCCUGCUGGUGUGGCCGGCGACGCUGUCGUUCGACUGGUCCAUGGGCGCCGUGCCGCUCGUGACCUCGCUGGGAGACGCCGCCAACUUGGAAACGGCGGCGCUGCUGGCGGUGGUGGCGGCGGGGGGCGCCUCUGCCGCCGCCGCCUGCUGGAGGGCGCGCAGCCGCGUCGCUUACUUCACCAAACUGUACACAUAUCACAGCCACCACGCCUACCACGACGUGCUCAACAACAACGUGCAGCACGGGGACGUCGACGGCGCUCUCCCCGCUCCCACUGCCCCCUGCUGCGCCGCCAGCCACUCUGCCGCCUGGUGGCACUCCAACCCGCUCCUGCUGGUGCUCGCGUGGGCGCUGCUCGUCGUGCCCUUCCUCCCCGCUUCCAACCUCGCCGCCUACGUGGGCUUCGUGGUGGCGGAGCGAGUCCUCUACCUGCCGUCGAUGGGCGCGUGCCUGCUGGUGGCGCUCGGGUGCCAGAGCCUGUGGCACCGCCUCGGCUCCUGCAAGAGCCAUCGCACAGGCACCCCAGCCACCGCACCCCAUCCCCUAACGCCCGCUUUCCGCCCGACAGAGCCACGUAGUACUAAAAGCAGACGCUGCCUCCGAGCGCGCCGCGGAAGGCUGGCACUCGCAGGCACUUGGGUCUUCCUCUUGCUCCUCCUCAGUGCCAGAACUUGGAGGAGAAACCAGGACUGGGCCAGCGACGAGACACUCUAUCGCUCCGGCGUGCACAUCAACCCGCCCAAGGCUCUGGCCAACCUGGGCGUGGUGCUGAGCGAGCAGGGCAGGCUGAGGGAGGCGGAGACAGCGUAUCGCGGGGCCCUAGACCACGCCCCCACCAUGGCUGACACCCACUUCAAUCUAGGACUGCUCCUGGCGUCGACUGGCCGGCUGGAGGAGGCCAUGGCCAGCUACAGGGCGGCGCUGCGAUGCCGUCCGUGGCUGGCCCAGGCGCACCUCGAACUGGCCCAGGCGCUCCAGCAGAUGGAACGCCACGAUGAGGCCAUCAGGGUGCUGGAGCUGUGCCGCGGGGCGGGCUCGGCGCCGGCGAGGGACGGCUGGACGCACGCCUGGGCCGUCACCACGUGUCGCCAGCGCCUCGCCCGCGCCCACAUCGUCGGCGGACGCCCUCACGCCGCCCUCGAGGAGAUCUCCGUGGCCCUCGGCAGCGCCCCUGACGGAUACGGCGUUCACGCCCUGCACACGCUGGCGGCAGAAGCUCACCUGGAGGCCGGGGAACACGCCGAGGCACAAGCCGCCCUCUCGCGCGCCCUCACCGCCCACCCGCACCACGUGCCCGCCCACCUCGCCUUCUCCAGGAUGCUGCAGGCCAAUGGAAGCAGGGUGGAAGAAGCCGAACAGUGGCUCAGGAGGGCCGUGGCUCUGGCUCCUAAUGAUCCACACGCACACAAACAUUUAGGCCAACUGUUGCUGGAAACGGACCGCGUGGAGGAGGCGGUGGGGGCGUGGCUGCGGGCGGCGCUCCUGGACCCGACGGACCACACGGCUGCCUUCAACGCCGCCACCGCCCUCAGGCUCGCCGGCAGGAACCAGCACGCCGAGACCUUCUACAGGAGGGCGGUGCAGCUCAUGCCUAAGGACGUGGCCAGCCACCGCAACCUGGGCGCCAUCCUGCACCUGAACGGCAAGCUGGACGAGGCCCGCAGGCACUACCACGAGGCCCUGAGUCUGGCCCCGGGCGACCCUCAGACGACUACCAACCUGGAGAGGCUGUCGGCGCUCGUCAGCAAGAAGGGCCUAUCGUAGGGCGCGCGCCUGCGGGAGAGACAGUCAGCAACACAUCGCCGUUCUUGAUGUUCUUGGUGUUUGUUCAGUAUUGAUAACGAGCGCAGAGAACUAACCUAAGCCUACGUCGCAUCACAUCCACAUCAACCGUUCAUGGAGAUAACUAAGAAGAGGAACGAAGGAGAGACAAGGAAAAAAAAAAAGGGGGAGAAGGAGAAUAUAGAAGAAGGAAGAGAGAAGGAGAAGGAGAAGAUGGUGUAUGGAAUUGUCACAUGCCAGUCUGUGAUGGGCUUGCAGUAUUCUUGUUUUAUAAAGAUAUGUCAACAAUGAAUUGACGAUGGAUGACAAUGACCCCGAAGAAAAGAGGAAUUGUGGUAACUGGAGAACGAAGGAGAAAUCGAGAAAGUUUAGAGGCGAACUAUAAAGAAAAGAAAAACAACACAGUGUAAAAUAGAAAAAGAAACGAACUUCAUGAAAGGGAAUAUAUAUAACCAUUUUUCUAUUUACAAGUUUUAUGAUAAUCUUGAAAUAUCCAUCGAUCUUCAAGACGCUUUAUCAUCACCUUGAUUCAUUAUUCUAGAUACACCAUUUAACGAUAGGAGAACACUAUAUCCUGCUCAACACAUCAUCGUUGACAUACGAGGCAAAGAAUUCCGUAAUCCCUUCCCCCCAAAAAGAUAAAGAAAAAAAUUCAAGUACUUCCAUAUAUAGAUUUACAUCGUACUCGUGACCACAAUCGUUUAUUUCCCUAAGGUGAUCUUAUAAACAUGCAGGACUUACCUUUUUAUAUAUAGCUCUCCAUGUCCUGCCGUUCUGUUUAUAUCCCGUUGGAAUCGGACACAGGAUCCCUCCCUCCCCCAUCCCCGAACACCCUCUUCUAUUCGGUGUUUCGAACGACAGCGAAUCGUGUUUCAUUUUCUUCCCGAACAGUGGUAAUAAAGUCCGUUAUGUAAAAAAAAAAAAAAAGGGUUCGGAUACCACUUGGCAGGGGCUUCGACUCCUCGAACGCGUUCACAUGAUGGUUCGAAACCCACAAAUACAUUAUCUCUCCCUUCUUCGCUGUGACCCCCUCUAUAAUAACCACCUAUACAUCGGUGUUAUGUGUGAUAUUUGUUGACAUUUCCUUCGCUAAUAUUUGCAACAUUAUCAUGAAUUAAUAUCGCUUUCAUCGUGAAUAAGGUACGAAAAUCUAUUAAAUAAAUACAAAAAAAAAAAAACAUAUAUAAAAAUGGCUUACCUUCCCUGAGAUGACUUUCCUGUUGGUGACUGAGAUUUUUAUGGACUCAUAAAACACGAAACUCCCGGACGAACGAUCGAAACCCAGUGAGAAUAUGAUUAAAUUAAUAUAUAAAUGGACAAGAAAAAAAAAACUAGCAUAAAAGGCUAGGACAUAUAUUGUUGAUUCACUAUUUCUGUUGUAUUUUUUUCCAGAACUCAGUGCGAAUAACGACACACUAUUGUGAAAAACAUAUACGUAUUUUAUUAUCUUCAUAUUUUCAUAUCAGCGACAAUAGUCAUUGGAUUUAUUCAUUUUUUUUUCCUCAUUCUUUUUUACAUUCCAUAGACAUCGGUCUGUGAUAUCAUUAGCAAGAGCGGAUCAUUCCAAGAUCAAUUUGGACAUUUGCUCUGUCCUGAAGUUUCCAUUUCAUCCUCCUGUGCGUGUAUACAUUCCGAAAAUUAGUGACACAAAAUGACGCGUCUAAGGAGGCAUGUUAAAGACUCAAAAGAAAAGUAAUAAAGAAGAAUUAUAUGAUUGUAAGAAAUGGUAGCAGCUCAUUUCGUCUGUCUCAGUAGUUUCUUGAAUUUUGUUUGCACCAGUGAUAAUAUUUUCCCCUCAUAGCAACGGAAGUGCAGAAUAAUUAUGGUAGAUAAGCAAGGCAUUUUUUUUUUCUUUUCUUCUUUUUGUUUACGGCUUUGAACACGUUUAUUCAUAUUUACAUUUCAUUCUUGAUUUUUCACCAGUAGAUCCUGGGUAUGGAGCAAAAGGGAAACAUUGAUCGAUAAUCAUAGCUGAAGGAUAUACAAAUCCCCCCCCCCAAAAAAAAAAAAAAAAUCCCUCAACCUUCGGGGUAAAUAUUUGGUACUUGGUGUAGUUCCUCCUUGUACCUCGAGGAAGAGACCUGAGGACUUGGGGCGUGUUAAAAAUACCCCUCGGCUGCUGGGUAUUUCAUGAAGCCUAGACAAGUAACCACGGACACCUCGAGGUACCUUCCCCACCCUCGUUCUUGUAGUACAGCUGUAGUAUCCCAAGGACGUGAACUUGAAGGCCACGUGUCAAGGCACUGGCUCUGGUAGUUAGGUUAACCAAUCAUGGGAACUGCUGAGAUGUGGACCUGAAAAUACUACUAUUAAUAACAGUAACAAUAGCUUUAGCAGUUCCAAUAUCCAGAGUCAUCCCGCCUGUUUAUAAUCCAGGAUCCCAUGAUGGAAGAAUUCGAUGUUUUACUUGUUUAUUCCUUAGAUAUAGCUCUCUCCCCCACAAGGUUUAGGGUUAACAAACGAUUGGGAUAGGUCGAGGGCUGGCGUUUAGAAAACUCAGCCUGAACAUCAUGCUGUAUUAUCGAAAUCCAUGUUUACCCUGAACGAGACAGACGAGACUUGCGUGACCCAGGAAAAAGGUGUUUAAGAAUGGAGACUUUUUUUUUUUUUUUUUUUUUUUUUUUUUUUUUUUUUAACAUCAAGGAAACUAGAAAAAAUAUGUAAUUUUCUUCCAGAACAGUAACAAUAAUCCGGUCUUAUCUCCCCCCCCCUUCCCCCUGUACAUGGACUAUUAAGACCAGAGAUGUUGAUAGUCUUCUGUUCUCAACUACAAAGCGACGUCCUGUAGUCAGAUGAGGGUCGACGUAUCGCCUGAGUUAUCAACGAAAUGGUCUCCGGAUGUCUUUGUGUUCAGUAACUUAAUGUCAUAAAAAUAACAAAAAAAAAAAGAUAUGUGUAUAAACCUUAACGCUACAGAAAGGUUGCUAAAACAAAAAUGAAAAAAAAAAACAUAAAAAAAAUGUAAUCAAGUAGAAUUAUGUAAAUAGCCUGGAAUAAAAAUAUCGAUUUUUUAAGAACCCUUUUCUGAAGUUUCUUCCUGAGCACCCUUAAGUCUCUUUAUGCUCCCCCAUCCCCACUACUCCUCAUUAUCCCACCCCCUCCCACCCCCCUCAUUCCGAUGGCGCUCAACCGAUAAAGAGUUGCCUCCCCCACCUUCAAUCUAUCCCCCCACCCCACCCCACCCCUUUUUCACCACAUUCAAAUGGCGCUCAACCCGUACCAAGUGCCCAACCCCUUUAUAUAUACCCCUCAGACGCGGUACAACCCCUCCCUCUCCCUCUCCCCCUCAGCCAUUCAGAUAGCGCUCAACCGGUGAAAAAUUCCCUUGUCCCUCUCUUCCCCGUUCCGUUUCUAAUCCCCCCGCCCACCCACUAUCCCCUACCCACCCCUGCCGUAUUCAGCUGAAGCUCAACCCUGAAGAGCGACCCUCCCUCCCUCCUUUCUACCCCCCCCUCCCACUCCCCUCAAAUCAGAUGGCGUCUAGGUAUAAGAAGUGCGUUUCCAACCCCCUUCCACCCCCUUGCGCCCCUCUCUCCAUGCGAUCCCCUCCCUAGUUUUCCACUCAGAUGUCCCCUCCCCUCUUUCUACCUCCCUCAUGACCUUUUUACCCUCCCUUCCCCCUUCCUAUCCCUCCCCUUCUGCUCUAAUAUGUGCCUAAGCCUAUCACCACAACAGCCGUGUCUGUGACGUGCUCUGCGACUUUCAGCCUUAAAGAACGACGGCCUAUGCUUCCUUAUAUAUCUUUUUAUACGAAGAAGAAUGUCCUUUUAUCUGUCUCAAGGAUUUAUAGAAUAUCCUUGUUUUUAAGAGAGAAGUACGCUAGUGUAGACACACGAAAACAGUGGCUGAACUGAUUAGUCGUUUGGUCAAAAAAGGAGAAAAAAAAAACACACACAAAAAAAGUAAAAAAUCUGCCGAUUUUCACUGGUUUGCGAGUAAACUAGGACAGCCAGUUAGAAACGAGAGCACACACCGCACUCAUGAAUCAUUCCUGCACCAUGAACAUUGCAACCGUUUUUUGGCGAUUUUGAGCUUAAUUGCGCGAUGAUCUAAGGCUGAGAGUCGCUGACCACAAACCACAGUGGACAACCAGUAUAAAGGAACCGUAUUAUAUACAUUGGUGUUUCAAUCCAAAUAAACAAUGUGCCGAUAAUAGUGAUAUGUUAUAAUUAAUAUCAAAUAUAUUAUGUGUUCAUUAAU
Messenger RNA from Penaeus monodon (black tiger shrimp), 7014 nucleotides. Its product is annotated as protein O-mannosyl-transferase TMTC2-like. The transcript is spliced from 9 exons. The record is from RefSeq and is a predicted model, not a curated record. Gene Ontology annotation, biological process: protein O-linked glycosylation via mannose. Gene Ontology annotation, cellular component: endoplasmic reticulum membrane. Gene Ontology annotation, molecular function: protein binding; mannosyltransferase activity. NCBI's taxonomy places the organism in Eukaryota, Metazoa, Arthropoda, Malacostraca, Decapoda, Penaeidae. The coding region runs from base 1 to 2796 and encodes 931 amino acids.